AUGUCGUUACGUCAGACCGAGGGCUGUAUAUAUUUACAGCACUUGCCCAACAGUUUUCAGUACGGGCUUUCAGUGCCUAGUGUGAGAAUGGUUCACGAAAAGCGGCAGGGAACUGCUGCUGAAACUUCUACCGCAAGUACUUCGACGAAGGAGACGGAGAAAAAGAAACGCGUUUCGGGCUCGCUCUCGCAAUUGAUUCUCCAAGUUUUAGAAUCUUGCAAUUCCCGAAAAGGUAUCUCGCUGGCUGCUCUCAAAAAGUCUCUGAUCGAAGCUGGGUAUAACCUGACUAAGAACAACCUCCGCCUCAAAAGGGAGCUGCGCACUUUGGUCUCCAAUGGGGUGGUGAUCCGCGUCACCGGCAGUGGUGUUUCUGGCUCUUUCAAGUUCGGCAAGAAUCAGCCGCCGAAGCCGAAAAAAGCGGCUGAAAAAACGGCCAAGGGGAAAAAGGAGCCUAAAAAGACCCGAAAGAAACAACCGGCAGUUCAUAAACCUAAAGGUCUCCAGGGUCGUAAACUUUCCAACUCUGGAAGGAAACGUCAGGUGAACAAACGUCCUGCAGGAAAAGCUCGUUAACGAGGUCCUCGCUUACACAAAACUGUACAAAAGGCUCUUUUAAGAGCCACUCCGGAAUCGCUGAAAGAGCUAAUGACAUUUUCGCAUCGAGGUUUUUUGCAGAGUACCAGUAAACUCCACUCCUUUUGAAUGAUCUUGGGUUAAUAGUUUAGUGUACUCGGAAAAAUCGAGUUUAAAUGUUUUUUUAAAAAAUUAGUCUUUGAUUAUGUGAAGGAAACAUGUGUCAAAUGACAAUUACGGGUUUUUUCCUCUCAGAAGCCUCGCUAUUUUCUUAUAAUAUUGCCAGGUAAAUAGGUGAAGGAUUUCAUGAUUACAGUAUAACUCAAACUCAAACAUGUUAAAUAGAAGUUAUAAUACAGGAAUGGAACUUAAAAAUCAUAGUUGCUAGCUGAUUAAUCAGGUAGGUUUAAAAUUAUUGCAAUGAGUAAAUGGGUUUAUGAAAAUAGUAUUAAUAUGGGAGAAAGCAGCAUUUUUGGGAGUAGUGAAUUUUUUUCUCACCGAUAUCAAAGGAAAAAUAACUUGGUUUUAUUCUUUCUAAAUCAAGAGAUCUUAUUUCAAUAAUUUUGGUAUCAACGUUGAAGCAUAUUUUUUUAUUUCUCUAAAACACAUCUUUGGCUCGUUCAUGUUUAAUAUAGAUUGCUUUAUUUAUUUAGAUACCUGUUAAAAGACUAUGAAAUGAUGAAAAUGGAUUAUAUUAGAGGACAAACAAAAUAACAUUGGCAUAUUUGAGGCAUUUUAUUCCAAUAGCCCCUUAUUGACUCCUUUUCUGUCAGUUUAAAAAUUGGCGGGCCUUUUAACACAUGGUAAAUUUUAGUUUCAAAAUCCUUGAAAACACCAUUUUGCAGAUGGAGACUAAGACUGUAACCAGGGUUAAAUAUGAAAAACGAUUCUUAAUGUACCUUAAAAUAUUUUAGUUUACAACAAGUCUGUCAAAGUAAAACGCGAGCCGCUAUCGGCACAAUUCCAAGGAAGGCGGGCAAAACUGAUUUUCUCAGGCACUAUAAAAAUUAAUUUUCUCCAUUUUUAGAUUGGCAGAACGGCUUUUUAUUAUCUUAUUGAGAAAGCAAAAAUUAAUCAAAACCCACAAACCAGAUUUCUAACCAUAAUUAAGCAACUUUAUUAUUCCCUCUUCAGUUUUUGAAACAUGGCUCUAAAAAGAACCUAUGACUCAAAGACGACGUUUUAGCGCUUGGGGAUGUAGCCACCGAUCGCUCCCUCUUGGCCAAAUCAGUAUUUUGAUUUCGCCACACUUUCAGGUCGUCCAACUUCCAGGGCUGUUUUGACCAGCUGUCUAGGUCCCGCUGUGGGCGGCGGCGAGAGCUCCUGCUCUAGCAGGGAAACGAAGAUCUGUAUGUAGCUGGAAGUUGUAGUUUAUUCGACGAAUUUUCUUGUCUACGUUUCUUGACAGCUCUUAGAUUCAAAACCUGGGCGUUUCUCUUCCGAUUCACUUGGUGCAGUCCCUUUUCGGAAAGGGUUUUCCCCCGCCGCGCCUCCCCCCACCCAAAAAAAACCUACAAUGGCGCCUUCUACAGCCAACUUUACGCGCCCAUUUUCCCUCCAAUUUUCACCAUUUCCAGACAAACAGCUCUCCUUUCUACAACUAACGGCACACAAUGCAAAAUAAAGCUUCCUUAAAUGUCAUUGGUUAAAGCCAUCGGAAGGGGAAGCUGUUUUAUCCAAUAAGAAGCAAGCCCAUUUAUUGUUUCUGAGGUUCGAAGAGCGAAAAUUGCUGACGAAUGAAGGCGAAUAUAAGUGUCCCAGGAUAAUAUUGCAGGA
Molecule: messenger RNA, 2349 nt
Organism: Thamnophis elegans (Western terrestrial garter snake)
Lineage: Eukaryota; Metazoa; Chordata; Lepidosauria; Squamata; Natricidae
Product: histone H1B-like
Exons: 1
Coding region: 1-573 (190 amino acids)
Biological process (GO): nucleosome assembly
Cellular component (GO): nucleosome
Molecular function (GO): DNA binding
Source: RefSeq, a predicted model, not a curated record